CAUACCGCUGCCAUUUGAAACAUGCAGUGACAGACCGCCGUGAUAAGGAUCUGUGUAGAUAGAAAGGGUUAGAGAGGGAGAGGUCGUUAGAAAAGGUUGAAUAGCCACGAAGAAAGAGAAGAAUUUCUGAGAGACUAAAAGGCAACACUCAGGACGGGGAAAGUAACGGAACUCGAGCAAAUCGGAAAUAAAAGUGCAAAGACAGGGUCAGACCUUUUCUAAAUCAAGAUAACAAAUUACCUGAGCACCCCAGCAUUAAAUUGUACCUAUAAAUAUUGCGGUUUUAAUAUUUGAAUAAUAAUUCCCGUGCAAACUAGCCUGAAACAUGGAUCGCAAAAUUCCUGAUUUCGCUGGAACUUGGAAAAUGAAAAGUUCUGAGAACUUCGAUGAACUUCUGAAAGCAUUGGGGGUGAACAUGAUGCUGAGGAAGAUCGCGGUGGCCGCGGCGUCCAAACCCUCGGUGGAAAUCACCCAGGACGGGGAGACCAUGUCCAUACGCACCUCCACCUCCAUCCGCACCACCAACGUCUCCUUCACCGUGGGGGAGCCCUUCAGCGAGAGCACCGUGGACGGCCGCCCCUGCACGAGUUAUCCCCGCUGGGAGACUGAAAACAAGAUCAGCUGUGAGCAGGUCCUGCAGAAGGGGGAAGGCCCCAAGACUUCAUGGACCCGCGAGAUAACCAAUGACGGCGAGCUCAUCCUGACGAUGAGUGCCAACGAGGUGGUGUGCACCCGGGUCUACUUACGGGAGUGACGGACAGAACCCCCGCCCCGAGCGUCCUCCUUUCUCCUUCUCUUCGAGUCACUUCGCCUGUCGGGGGCUGAGUACAACUGCCUGCUAUUGGCUAUUCUUAGCUUUUAACUUAAGCGUGUCGUCCAGUCGGGGAGAUGGUGCUUCAGAGUGUCAGUCAGUUUGUAUUGUGUAUCAGAGUGGUUAGUCUUUAUGUGUAAGAGUUAGGCCUUCAGCAUGUCAGUCAGUCAGUCAAUCAGUCAGAGUCAGAGUGUCAGGCAUUGUGUAAGUGCCGCGAUGCUGGUGUUGUUAGAUCUGUUCUGUGCCCGUGAGCCAGUCAGUGUAAGAGCUCUUCCUCAGUGUGCCAGUCGGUUAGGCUUUUUGUGUCAGUGUCUCUGUGUUCUGCUCUUUUGAAAAUUGUAUAUUUAUACCAUACUAGAGUACGGUUUCUACUUUGCAUUUCUUUUAUAUAAAAUGUGGUCUUAGAAUGUAAGUUCCAUGAGAAAACAAUAAAGUGUGAUGCAGA
Molecule: messenger RNA, 1256 nt
Organism: Anguilla anguilla (European eel)
Lineage: Eukaryota; Metazoa; Chordata; Actinopteri; Anguilliformes; Anguillidae
Gene: crabp2a
Product: cellular retinoic acid binding protein 2, a
Exons: 4
Coding region: 326-754 (142 amino acids)
Biological process (GO): fatty acid transport
Cellular component (GO): nucleus; cytosol
Molecular function (GO): fatty acid binding
Source: RefSeq, a predicted model, not a curated record